Molecule: messenger RNA, 1771 nt
Organism: Pezoporus flaviventris
Lineage: Eukaryota; Metazoa; Chordata; Aves; Psittaciformes; Psittacidae
Gene: P2RX5
Product: purinergic receptor P2X 5
Exons: 12
Coding region: 69-1376 (435 amino acids)
Biological process (GO): response to ATP; monoatomic cation transmembrane transport
Cellular component (GO): nuclear inner membrane; plasma membrane
Molecular function (GO): purinergic nucleotide receptor activity; ATP binding; extracellularly ATP-gated monoatomic cation channel activity
Source: RefSeq, a predicted model, not a curated record
GCUGUGAGGGAGGAGAUAGCUCUGAAGGGGUUGGUGUGUCAGGUUUCCAUGCAGAGCACGUGUGGAUAAUGCGAGCUGCAACACUGCUGCCUGUUCCAGCCACUGCACAAGCCGGGAGCAUGGGGCAGGUGGCUUGGAAGAGUUUAUUUCUAUCCCUUUUUGAUUAUAAAACAGAGAAAUACGUCAUUGCGAAGAGCAAGAAGGUGGGGAUUCUCUAUCGAGUGGUGCAGCUCUCCAUCCUGGCUUACCUGGUGGGGUGGGUGUUCAUUGUCAAGAAGGGCUACCAGGACACAGACACGUCCCUCCAGAGCUCUGUCAUCACCAAGCUGAAGGGGGUUGCCUUCACCAACACCUCGGAGCUGGGGGAGAGGCUGUGGGAUGUGGCAGACUAUGUCAUCCCUCCACAGGGUGAAAAUGUCUUCUUUGUCAUGACGAAUCUGAUUGUGACCCCAAACCAGAGGCAAGCCACGUGUCCUGAGGUAGGAAGAACUGAGCCCCUUGGCCCCCAGACCCCUACAAAACCGGGGAGUGACAGAAUUCCCGAUGCCCUGUGCUACAAGGAUGGGGACUGCAUGGCAGGGGAGGCAGUGGUGGCUGGCAAUGGGGUUAAGACUGGCCGUUGUUUGAAAGACAGGGACAGCAUCAGAGGAACUUGUGAGAUAUUGGCCUGGUGCCCAGUGGAGAAAAGAUCCAAGCCCAAGAAACCACUUCUCGCCAGUGCAGAAAACUUCACUGUUUACAUCAAAAACUCAGUCCGCUUCCCCAAGUUUAAGUUCUCCAAGAUGAAUGUGUUGGCAACCAACAAUGAGUCCUACCUGAAGAGCUGCCGCUACAGCACGGAGCAUCCUUACUGCCCCAUCUUCCUCCUGGGGAACAUCGUUCAGUGGGCUGGGAGCAACUUUCAGGAAAUGGCCUCAGAGGGUGGUGUGAUAGGAAUUCAGAUUGAAUGGAACUGUGAUCUUGAUAAAGCCCCUUCUGAAUGUAAUCCUCACUAUUCUUUUAGCCGUCUGGAUAACAAGUUUGCAGAAAAGCCCAUCUCUUCUGGGUAUAACUUCAGGUUUGCCAAAUAUUACCGGGAUGCUGAGGGGGUCGACUACCGGACGCUCAUUAAAGCAUAUGGAAUCCGCUUUGAUGUGAUGGUGAAUGGCAAGGCAGGCAAAUUUAACAUCAUUCCCACUAUUAUCAAUAUUGGUUCGGGGCUUGCUCUCAUGGGAGCGGGAGCUUUCUUUUGUGACCUAGUGCUGCUGUAUCUGAUUAAAAAGAGUAACUUCUAUCGAGGCAAAAAGUACGAGGAAGUAAAGUCCACUUCCAGGAAAUCCUUAUCUAGUCCUACGCUAAAUGGGAAUCAGAGCCCUGACCAGGUUGGUGGGCUCUAGACACAGCAAUGAGUCUGCUGGCUGGGCUCGUAUGCCAGGAAAACCCUACAGGUGUUGAAUCACACCAGCUCUGGGAGGUGGAGAUGCCCCACAUCAGGUCUACUGUCUUAUUACUGGGAUUCCCAGAGGAAAAAAGUCCUUUAAAGACUGCCCUUCUUUCCCUGAGAUGUUCUCUGGUAUCCUGAGCUUGCACGAGUGCGCCAUUUCUAUGGAUUUAUAAAAGGAUUUUAUAAAAGGUAAAAGAAGGCACCAAGUGAACAUUUUCAUAUCUACUGGUAGAUAUAUCUGUACCUGCAACAGUCAGUAUUAUCCCGAGGCUGUGCUUUGCUUCCAUGUGCUGGGAUGUGAAACACCACUGGCCCUCCGAGGGCUGAAGCUGAUACAACACAUCCCCU